Ipomoea triloba (trilobed morning glory) is the source of this 2085-nucleotide messenger RNA. RefSeq lists its product as uncharacterized. The transcript has 7 exons. NCBI's taxonomy places the organism in Eukaryota, Viridiplantae, Streptophyta, Magnoliopsida, Solanales, Convolvulaceae. The coding region runs from base 1 to 2085 and encodes 694 amino acids. The record is from RefSeq and is a predicted model, not a curated record.
AUGGUGAACACAAGAGCUAUACUUCCCUCUCAAGCUGGAGAGGCAGACAGUUCAGACUCGUCUAUCCCAGCCGAAGUAAGAACAAAACAGCGGAAGAGGAAAUCAGUGGAAAAAGGGGAAGGUGGUUGCGCUGAAAGAGCAGCAAAGAGAAAAACUGCAACAAAAAAUCCAUGCACAGAUGAGGAUGAAACUGUGGAGAAACAACAGAAGACAUGGAAUACAAGAAUGAGCCCGAAAAUCGUGGCGGAGUUUGUUCAAGAGCUUACUGCUGAACAGAAAAGGGCCGUGGAAGAGAUCGGAUUUGGAGGGAUAUUACACCUCCAACUAACAAAGAGUGAAGGCCCUCUAAUGAAGUACUUGAUUAGGCAGUUCGAUGUUUAUCGCUCUGCAAUCCAACUUGAAGGGGGUGAAUUGCUGCUUAUAGAAGAGGAUGAUGUUCAAAGAACAUUGGGGAUCCCACAAGGGAGCAACGUGGUUGAGGAGGCCACAAGAUUUGAGCAUCUGUCAGAAGAUGGUGAUAGUGCAGCAUAUGCCAACCUUGUGGCAUCAUGGAGGGAGCGAUGGGGGAUUGAUGGUAAAUCCCCAAUCACAACAUCAAUGCCCGGGCAGAUUCUGAAAAGAGGAGACCAUGGAGAUAUGUUUAAACGCGACUUUGUCUUAUUUAUAGUAUCAGCAAUGCUGUGUGGCCACCAAGAUAGGUGUUGCAACUUUAGGAUUCUAAAAUCCUUGAUAAACCUUGACCAGAUCAAGACCUACAAUUGGUGUGCCUAUACACACAAGUCCAUGGUCGACUCCAUUCAAUCUUUUCAGAAAAAUGACAAGCAAUUCUUCACUGGACCCGUUGCAUUCAUCCUACUUGUGUACUUUGACCGAGUACAGUUCAAGGGGAUGAGAGUGAAUAGAACAUACCCAACCAUUGUUGGGUGGAGUGCUGAACUUGCAAGAAAAAGGGUUAGAGAAGAAAACAAAGCAGGGUCAUUUGGAAGGGGGACAGUGCUCCCUAGAAUAUCAAAACCUACUGAUAUUGCUGCUGCCACCUCCAGGCAAAAUGAUCAACCUCCUGUUGCUGCAUUGAAUAUCCCAUCAUCAAGCGUAGAUAAGGUGGCCGGGAUCCUACAAAAGUUGGCUUCGACAGUAGGAGAGUUUGGUGAGGCUAUGGCUGAAAUUGGAAAGCAAGGAGCACCCGUAAAUGUUAUGAGGAAGACAUUUUCGGGCUUAUCAAACAUGCUAAAUGUUGCCAGCACCAUAGAAGCCACUGCAACCCCAACAUCCUCCCAGCUAGACGACAUCUUCUUUGGUAGUGAAAGCUUCACUACGGCUGUGGAUGCCCUUGUCGAGGCCUUUGAAAAGACAAGGAAGCAAAUAGACCCUAAUGCCCCUCCUUUUGACUUGGGGCUAUCUCAAGCAACACAGCCAUCGGACCAAAUAGAUGCUCCGACCUUUGAUUUGGGGCUGAGUCCAUCACCAGCAGCAGCACAGCAACAGGAGGGGGAUUUACAGCAACAGAAGGACAAGGAGCAGCAGCAAGACAAGGAGAAAGAGAAGGAGAAAGAGCAAGAGACAGAGGAUGAUGCGGGGGGACCGGGGAUUGAUGCCCUGGUGGAUAGAAUUGCAGGGGAAGCCACAAAAGAUGCAACAUUUUCAACCCCUGCUGUGACUAGAGUUCCUUUUCAAAGGGCUGAUUCCCCAGCUGAUGAAUUUGAUAGUGCAUUGGCCGAGAGUGAAUCGGACGUUGAGGAUGUCAUUACUAGAAAGAGGCCUCAACGAAAGUUCAAAAACAUCCCCCUCAACCUACGGUCUCCAUUCUGGAACGAGCAUGGGAUGAAAAUAAAAAAUGCCACUGUCCCAGAUAAACUCCUUUCGAACUAUGCAUUUGUACAAGUUUCUAGUGAACAUCCUAAAGAUGAGUUACUUUUCAACUUUGGUGACAUUGAGAUCACUAGGGAUCACUUCAUCUCGCUCAGUGUUGGCCAAGUUGAAAAUAUCUUCUUGGAUGUAUGGGCAUUGAGGCUCUCAAUGCUUGACAAAGAGCGUGCACCCGGGCAACCAAAGAGGGUGUUUUUCAGCACAAUUGCCUACUGGUAG